This is a messenger RNA of Dromaius novaehollandiae (emu), 741 nucleotides long. RefSeq names its product testis expressed 36 (gene TEX36). The transcript is spliced from 4 exons. NCBI's taxonomy places the organism in Eukaryota, Metazoa, Chordata, Aves, Casuariiformes, Dromaiidae. Bases 1 to 495 code for a protein of 164 amino acids. The record is from RefSeq and is a predicted model, not a curated record.
AUGCCCAAGGGCAGGUCGGCCAACCCCCGCGCAGAGCAUGAUGGCGCCUGGUUCGCUCAUAUCGGACUAUGCCAAAGCCAGCCGGAGUCAACUACGGGCUCUGCGCUGAAACAGGUGCAAAGCGUGGGAGAAGCUCAGUAUAUUGCGCAGAGGUUGCCGCCGGGGUACAGAGCUCGGGAGCAGAAAGCAGUGAACAACAAUUUUCCAUUUUCUUCUCAUGACAACAGACAUUGUUUACAGAAUGUAGGAGAAUAUUUUGAUUUUGGUUUUGGACGGAAGAAGGUUGAAUCAGAGAGAAGGCAACACAACUCACAAAACUUCUGCCUAUGGGCACAUGAAUCUGUUCCUAGCAGGGAUGAUGGCUUUACCGUUUAUCAAACAUCAUUCAUGAAAGAUCAAAAUACUGAGCACCCAUUCUGUAGGCGAUAUCCAAAACACCACUUAGAAAAGCGUUGCACUGACAAACCCAUUCCUCAGGAUGAAAAAAACCUGUAGCCAAAAAAGUCAUGUUAAUUAACAAAAGCACCUUUUCUCUGGAUCUGAACUACUCAUCACUCAAACACAUGAUGAAAUAAACAUUUGUGUAAAGUGAACGUGGUUGUGCAGUUGAGACUUCAUCUGAAGCUAGCAAUCAUAUCGAUUUCUCUGAAGACAAGCAUUACAAUAACAAAAAUUAGUGAAGAGCAUUAUGAGGAAAAGUAUGUUUGUACAUAUUUUUAGAAAUAGCUGCAUUAGAAGAAC